This is a messenger RNA of Oryza brachyantha (malo sina), 807 nucleotides long. Its product is annotated as auxin-responsive protein SAUR36-like. Gene Ontology annotation, biological process: response to auxin. The record is from RefSeq and is a predicted model, not a curated record. The transcript has a single exon. NCBI's taxonomy places the organism in Eukaryota, Viridiplantae, Streptophyta, Magnoliopsida, Poales, Poaceae. Bases 147 to 566 code for a protein of 139 amino acids.
CACCUCUUCUCCAUUGCCUAUAAAUUCAGCAUCUAGCAGACUGAACACCACCACAUUUCAUCAGCUCAUCCACAAAGCAAGCGUUGCACCUCAUAGCACAUCUCAUCAGAUUUCCUGCUCAAAAGCACCAAGAUCAAGAAUCAACCAUGAUCAGUGCCAAGAGACUUUCUCAGCUGGCCAAGUGGCAGAGGAUGGCAGCACUUGGAAGGAAGAGGCUCACGAUGAAAGCCAAAGAAAAUGAAGAAUGCUGCACUUCUGUGGCAGGCAAGGGCCACUGUGUCAUGUACACAACAGAAGGGAGCCGAUUCGAGGUCCCGUUGGCAUACCUCGGCACUGCAGUCUUCACUGAGCUCCUCAGGAUGUCCCAGGAGGAGUUUGGCUUCACAAGCGAUGGCAGGAUUAUGCUGCCUUGUGAUGCCGCAGUAAUGGAGUAUGCCAUGUGCUUGCUCAAGAGAAAUGCUUCAGUUGAGGUGGAGAAAGCAUUGCUGAGCUUCAUGGUGGCACCUUGCCAUUACUCUGGCUGUAUGCCAACUGUUGUAGUCAACCAGCAAAUUGCCUGCUUGUAGUUGUAUCCUGUUCUGUACUAUACCGGGAUCAGUUUAGAAUAGUUAGAUAUUGUUAAUAGAAAGAGGAAAAUUGCCAUGUAAGUCUUUCAAUCUUGCAAGCAAUAAAGAAAACGGCCAGCCAACAUGUGCUGCCAUUUUCUUUCCUUCAAUUGAUGUUGCAUACAGGAAUGAAUUUCACUCUUUGUUAUAUGACAACUGCUGUCUGCACAGAGUACUCAAGUAUCAACAAAUUUCUGUACAA